GCCGAGCCUCCCUCCGCGCUUUGCUGCUGCAAGCAUUUGCAUUUCCUGGAGGCGAAUUGCAUCGCGAGGAAUUGACUUUAAAAGGGUCAAGCUUGGUUUGAGAGUCACAAACUAUGUUGGGAGAAAUCUCUUUUGCCCAGGGCUUUCCACUCAUGUGAAGAAUCCCGGAGAGAACUGGAGCAGUGGAUUUUGUCUUUUCAGCAGAUAACUAGGGACAGCCUGCAGAAGAGGUGCCUGGACAACCCCCCCCCCAGCGUACGAUCGCAACCAGAGGUCUGAACUGCGGUGGGAUCUCUUGUGGCGAAAGAAAAUGGCCGCCGAGCCUGGCAAAGCUCCAGACUUGAGCAUCCAGCCCCCGGCCUUGCUGAAACAGAGGGAAAAUCUCUCUGUAAAAAUUGAAGAUCAGGAGCUGGUAAGAAGCCUGGACCCGGAGUCGGGAUCCGCAGGGACGUGGGAGAGCCCCUGCCUUGUCCGUGUGGGCAGCCUGGGACCCUGCUUGAGCUGGAGCGCCUCCUCGCCAGCCCCCCAUGUAAAGCAGGAGCCCCACGAGGAGGGUCUGUUGUCAGAGGGGUGGGCUGCCCCAUGGCAGGACCUCAUGAAGGAAACUGAGCCCCCUCGCUCGGAACGAGGAAACAGUCCGGAGACGAUGCUCCUGCCUCCUUUUGAGGAAAUGGCCGCCGCGAGCUACAAGCCUGGAGAAGAACAGCUGACCCUGUCCUUACUCGGUCUUGCGGCUGGGCCGGCCCAGACGCCGGAUGCCGGGGAGAAGGGAAAUGGCCGGCCCGUGAAGGAGGAGGUGGGAGAUCAUGCCAGAUUGGAUGCCGCCUGCCGGCGCUUCCGGCGAUUCUGCUACCUGGAGGCCCAGGGGCCCCGAGACGUUUACGGACGCCUUUGGGAACUUUGCCGCCAGUGGCUGCAGCCGGAGAAACACACCAAGGAGCAGAUCCUGGACUUUUUGAUCCUGGAACAGUUCCUGAUCAUCCUGCCCCCGGAAAUGCGGCGCUGGGUGAAGGAAAGGGGUGCAGAGACCUGCAUCCAGGCCGUGGCUCUAGCCGAAGGCUUCCUGGAGAAGCAGCAAGAACAUACAAGACAGGAAGAGCAGGUGCCCGGACCACUCCGUAUGGUGACCGUGAAUUUCUCCGAAGCUGAGCCGGUUUUAUCAGACAUCUCCCAGAAGCCUCCUGGGAAGGAAGUCAAGGAGGAAAAGCAGCAGCAGGAGGAAGAGGAAACGGGGGCCAGCUUAAUGGUGAGAGACAGCUGGAAAAUGAGCGAGAAUGAAGAGCCAGUACAGGACACCUUGAUGGAAGGUACAAAAUCUCAGCAACGUCAAAAAAAUUUUGGAGAUCAAAACAACCUAGCUACACGGGAGGAGAUGCCCACGGAAAUGUGGAGGGAUACAUCUGGGGGGUGCCAGGUGGCCAGCUACCACGAAAUCGCCAUGCAGCAAAGACUACACAAAGGGAAAAAGAGGAACAGGUGUGGGGUGUGUGGGAAAAAUUUCAGGGACGAGUCGAACCUCCUUAGACACUGGAGGACCCACCCGGGCGAAAAACCGUACCGCUGCGCGGACUGCGGGAAAAUCUUCUGCUGGAUCUCUCAGCUCGAAAGACACCGGAGAUCCCACACCGGAGAGAGACCCUAUAAGUGCUUGGAAUGCGGGAAAACCUUUAGCUGGAGCUCACACCUCAAGAGCCAUCGGCGGAUCCACACAGGAGAGCGGCCAUACCAGUGCUCGUUCUGCAGCAAGAGGUUUCUGAACAGCUCGGGCAUGAUCCGGCACCAGAGGACCCACACGGGGGAGAAACCUUUCGAAUGCGCCAGUUGCGGGAAAAGCUUUGGCGACCGGUCGAGCCUGAUCAACCACCAGACCAUCCACACAGGAGAGAAGUCGUACCAGUGCCUAGAGUGCGGGAAGAGCUUCAACAGGAGCCACACGCUGGUCCGGCAUCAGAGGAUCCACGACACAGAGAAACCCUACAAAUGCUCGGAGUGCGCGAAAACCUUCAGUCUGGUCCAGCACCUGGUCCGGCACCAGAGGAACCACACGGGAGAGAGACCAUACCAGUGCUCAGACUGCAGCAAGAGUUUCCUGGAUAAAUCCAGUCUCGUGAAACAUCAGAGGAUUCACACGGGCGAGAAGCCAUACGCCUGCCCGGGGUGUGAGAAAAGCUUCAGUCAGAGCCAGCAUCUUAUAAGGCAUCAGAUCAUUCACAUAGAAGAGGGACUGUGAAUUGGGGUUGGAAAGGGUUUCAUCUUUCCAGGAAAGCACAGAAAUCCCUGUCGUUUUUUGAAUCUGUUUUCUAGCCCUUAUGACAACACCAAAUGGCCAAAAUCCUCUUACUUAGGGUGGUAAAUUAUACUAGAGUCGACUCGUUGAAUCAAUGGGGAUUUAGUGAGUCUACUCUGUAGGUUCCAUUGAUUCAAAGGGCCUAUA
Molecule: messenger RNA, 2434 nt
Organism: Pogona vitticeps (central bearded dragon)
Lineage: Eukaryota; Metazoa; Chordata; Lepidosauria; Squamata; Agamidae
Source: RefSeq, a predicted model, not a curated record